UGCACCGUGUCAGUUACAUUGUAACAAAAGUGGAGAAGCCCUAGCUCCUGCCAGCCGCCCAGACCCGCCCGCCGCCCGCUGUCUCCAACUAUGGAACCGGUGGCCAGCAACAUCCAGGUCCUGCUGCAGGCGGCCGAGUUCCUGGAGCGCCGUGAAAGGGAGGCCGAGCAUGGCUACGCGUCCCUGUGCCCGCACCGCAGUCCGGGGCCCAUCCACAGGAGGAAGAAGCGACCCCCCCAGCCGGGAGCGCUGGACAGCGGGCGGUCUGUGCACAAUGAACUGGAGAAGCGCAGGAGAGCACAACUGAAGCGGUGCCUGGAGCAGCUGAAGCAGCAGAUGCCCCUGGGGGCCGACUGUGCCCGAUACACCACACUGAGCCUGCUGCGCCGCGCCAGGAUGCACAUCCAGAAGCUGGAGGAGCAGGAGCAGCGGGCCCGGCGGCUCAAGGAGCGGCUGCGCAGCCAGCAGCAGAGCCUGCGGCAGCAGCUGGAGCGGCUACGCGGGCUGCCGGGCGCAGGCGAGCGGGAGCGGCUGCGCGCGCACAGCCUGGACUCGUCGGGCCUCUCCUCGGAGCGCUCAGACUCGGAUCAAGAGGAGCUGGACGUGGACGUGGACGUGGACGUGGAGAGCCUGGUGUUCGGGGGCGAGGCGGAUCUGCUGCGGGGUUUCGGCACGGGCCGGGAGCACAGCUAUUCAUACAGCGCCGGCGCCUGGCUCUGACGCCAGGCUCUGCCCUGGUGGCCUCGGCCCUCGCCUUCUGCGCAUGCUGGUUCGAGCUGCUGGACAGAAGCCGCUCCGAGCCUUAAGGGCUGUCUGGAGUCACCUGUUGGCACGGACUAAAAGGACCCUUACAUGGGAACAGGUGCUCAGCUGCCCCUGCUGCUGGCUGCCAGGCGGACUCCUGGGGUUGGAGGCGCCUGGAUCUCCCCAAGCCUCUACAGGGAAAGGGGCUUGCUUGCCCGCCCCCCUUCCAGGCCUGGUUUGUAGCACUCGGCUCAGGAAGCCUCUUGAACCCUCACGUUCCUCCCGGGAGACGGCACCCUGGCCUCUGCGCCGCGUGUCCUGCACAGUAUUCGCAUUAAAAGCCUCUUUUGUAACUUCUGCUCCUGGUCUUGCCUGAUGAGGACGGGGGAAGAGACCCCAGCCGCUGCCAGCACCACCGUGGGGUCCCCACUUUGCCUGGGGCCAGCAGCAUGCGGCAGAGUCAAGGUUCGAACCAGCGUUUUCUGACUCCAGAGCUAGCGCGGAGUGAAUUCAACAAAUAUUUAUUGAGUGCCUGUUACGCACAGAUAUGGUUCCGGGCGGCUGGGACACAUUGGAGGACAGAACUGAGCCCUGCCCUCAUGGAGCUUACAGUCUGUCAUGUUUCCCCGCCACUGAUCCCUGUACCUCUGCCAGCAGCCGCCCGGGCUCGGACGUGGCUGACACCCACCCCCAAACAGCAGAGAGCGCUGGAAGUGGAUUUUUAAUAAUAAAGUACACUGGGGGGCGGGCGGGGGGCUGAGCGCACUGUGUGGGGUGCAGUGGCAGCGCUGGGGAGGGCCUGGGUCCCAGCAGGGCCAGACUGGCUACACGAACUGCUGCUGUUGCUGCUGCUUCUUGGUGGCGGCCUUGUUGGCCAGGUCCUUGGCCUUCUCCGUAGCUGCCAGUGCCGUCUCCUUGGCCUUCUCCGUGGCUUCCUUGGCUGUCUCAACAAGCGUCUUGGAAGGGGCCUCACCUGCAGCGAAGGCCAGGGCCCGCUUCAGGUACAGCAGGCAGACCCCCCGCCCCCGCCUCCCGGCCCAGGCUCCCUAGGGGGUUGCCCCGAGCUCUCACCUUGCAGCUUGGCCAAGAUGUACUCAAAGCCCUUCAUAGUCUUGGUCACAUUGCUUUUGAAGCGGGCAAGACCAAAUUCCUGGCAAGAGACGAGGGGAGGAUCCUAGAAGCCGGCUCAGACGGCAGAGGCCCCGGGCCCCACAGCCCCGCUGACAACUGCUCACCUGAACAGCUCUGGAGACACCAAACAAGCUGGAGGAGACCCAGGCUUCCCGGCGGAUUUCAGUCCAGCCGCUGUUGUCUGAGUUCACACAGUAAACACAUCGCUCCUCCACCAUCUGUGUGGGGAGUCAGACCAACCACAACCACGGAGUCUCUCACUUUACCAACGCCAGCAUCAGUCUGAGAAGUACCGGUGUGAAAAGAGGUUCCUCCCCGUGGCGCAUCCCCAGCCAGGGUCGGGGGACCAGGCGGCCACACCCCUGGAUGUCGGGAGCCUUUAUGCCUCGACGCGUACUGGGUGUGUAGCCUGGCUCCCGCCAACUGUGGCCUCCUCGGAAAGAGCACCCCCCUGCCAGCUGGGCCCCUGUGGUCACCGGGCAGGAGCCCAGAAAGCGGGACACAGUGCGGCCGCACUCACCGCGGCCCUGCGGGACACCACCCCUCUCUGGCCCUCACUUCCCGCUUUGCAGACUGGGUAAGCGAGCUGAGAAAACAAGCUGGGGAGGGGGAUUCUCCGAAGCUUUCAGGGCGCUCACACGCUGCAUGUGGGCACCAGUGCUGGGCGCCGUACACAGGGGCUGUGCUUGGUGCCCGCAGUAGCUCUGCAGGAGCCCUCCCGGCAUGCACUGGCCAGUGGAGAUACUGUAAAAUGAUUCUCAAGCCACAGGCAAGAGAGCACAGGUGAUGUUUCCCAAAAUCUCUGGAGCACUCCCAUCAGAUGAGGAGGACACUCCUGGAGCGAGUGGGAGUGGUGUGGGGCAGGGGUGGGGACGUUGUGGCGCAGUGGGUUAAGUCACCUGUGACACUGGCAUUUCAUAUCGGAGCACCAGUUCGAGUCCCGGCUGCUCCACUUCCGAUCCAGCUCCCUGCUAAUGCGCCUGGGAAAGCAGCAGAAGAUGGCCCAAGCAUUUGGGAGGGGAGACCUGGAAGCAGCUCUGGGCUCCUGGCUUCAGACUGGCCUGGCCCCAGCCAUUGCGGCCAGAUGGGACUGAACUAGCAGAUGGAACUCUGCCUUUCAGAUAAACAAAAAAAUAAAUCUUGAAAGAAAAAAAAAAAAAAAA
This is a messenger RNA of Lepus europaeus (European hare), 3038 nucleotides long. It is a transcript of the gene MXD3, whose product is annotated as MAX dimerization protein 3. NCBI's taxonomy places the organism in Eukaryota, Metazoa, Chordata, Mammalia, Lagomorpha, Leporidae. The coding region runs from base 91 to 720 and encodes 209 amino acids. The record is from RefSeq and is a predicted model, not a curated record. Gene Ontology annotation, biological process: regulation of transcription by RNA polymerase II. The transcript is spliced from 6 exons. Gene Ontology annotation, molecular function: DNA-binding transcription factor activity, RNA polymerase II-specific; RNA polymerase II cis-regulatory region sequence-specific DNA binding; protein dimerization activity.